GCAGAUGAGGAGCUGUCAAUGUCAAUGUCAGUUGCAGAUCUGCCAGAUCCUCGGGCAUCUGGGCAGUGAUCAGGAUGCUGUUGCUGCCCGCAGUGCGUUUACCCCGCAUCCAGACAAUUUUGUGUUAAGAGCCCCACCAUACCUUGUGGAAACGUUCUGGAAGCUCAACCUCCAAGCUCCAAAGAAGAGACCCCACCUCAGCUUUCAUCACAAGGGCCUCCUCGGCCUCCUCUCAUUGUCUCUGUUGACCACCACCUCGCCUAAUCCGCGUCGCCGGGACUUUGGAGUUCAACCAUGGAAAACCGCGCUGCUCAGCCGCGUCACAACACCGUCGGACAACACGGGCAGCCAGUCUCACGCGCGCGACCAUCCAAUCGGGCACUCGGUUUUUGAACAAGUAUAUUGGCAGACGGCAUCCAUUGUAUCGUACUCUAAAAGACAACAGUCCGGGUGCCGUUCAAAAACACCCUCCUCUCGGCAUACCACUUGACGGCGGCCGCAAGCACUUGGCUCUCUACGUUGGAUCCCUCGUCCACCAGCGCCUUGGGGCUCAGGCUGUGGUCCACGCGGGCAACGCGCUGCUCAAUGAUGGGCCCCUCGUCAAGGUCGGCCGUGACAAAGUGCGCCGUGGCACCGAUAAUCUUGACACCGCGGUCGUAGGCCUGGUGGUAGGGCUUGGCGCCCUUGAAACUUGGCAAGAAGCUGUGGUGGAUGUUGAUGAUCUUGCCGCUCAUGGCCUCGCACAGCGUCGGGCUCAGCACCUGCAUGUAGCGCGCCAGCACCACAAGCUCGACAUUGUGCUCUUUGAUGAGUUCCAGGAUCUGGCCCUCCUGCGCCGCCUUGGUGUCCUUGGUGACGGGGAGGUGGCGGAAUUCGAUGCCGUAGCUGGCGGCGAGGGGUGCAAAGUCUGGGUGGUUGGACACGAUGAGGGGGAUUUCGAUGGGAAGCUGGCCCGUCUUGGCGCGGAAGAGGAGGUCGUUGAGGCAGUGGCCAAUCUUGGAUACCAUGAUGAGGACCUUUGGCUUUUGUGCCACGGGCCGGAUGUCGUACGUCAUGUCAUACUCGCCAGCCAGCUUCUCAAAGUGCGGGCGCAAGAACUCGGGCGACUCGGUCGGUGUUGGGCCAAAGUGCACACGCAUGAAGAAUUUUUCUGUGACGGGAUCCGAAAACUGCUGCAGGUCGAUGAUGUUGACCUUUUCGCCGGCGAACACGCCCGUCACGGCGUGAACGAUGCCCGGCUUGUCAGGGCACGACAGCGUCAGGAAGUGGUCGUUGGCCAUUGUUGAAAUGCGUGCUGGGUGGUUGAUCACUGGCUGCGCGUUGGAGAUGUGUCCACUGUGGAGUUUGGAGUGUGGACGCUAGGGUUAGGGUACCUGCAUUUCGCUUGGCAACCCCUGAGAGGCACGAGAUCUCGGAGCGACGACUUGACGUGUUGCAGUGCGGGAAUGAUAUUGGUUUUGGCACACCGGUGUGUCACAGUCUGGACAACAUGGACACCUGGUCUUUUCUGAGCUCAUGCCCCGGCCAGGGUGCUCUUUUGACGACAGCAGAUCGAUAUCAUGAGCAGGAAAUCUUGACCGGCUGGUUCACGUUUCAAAAGACUGUCGACAUGGCGUGCUUGUUUGGUCUCUUGCUGCUUCUGUCAGCGGCUCUCCCUUGCUCCUUUGCUGUUUCUCAGUGGAAUGAGGAAGUCGUGAACGGCAUCCCUUACCGCACCUUUUACCACGCAGACACCAACAGCAAACUUUCGAUAGUCAGUAACUCUGGUAUCUGCGAGACAACCCCCAAUGUGAAUCAACUCAGCGGAUACAUCCGCAUCAGCGAGAACAUCAACCUCUUCUUUUGGUUCUUUGAGUCUCGCAACAGCCCUGCAACCGCCCCUUUGGCUCUGUGGCUCAACGGUGGCCCAGGAUGCAGCUCGAUGCUUGGUCUCUUUGUCGAACAUGGGCCUUGUCGUUUUCCUGAUGGAUCGCCAGCGGGAUCUGACCCAGUGCUGAAUGAAGAGAGCUGGAACAGCUACGCCAACAUGCUCUACCUUGAUCAGCCCGUUGGUGUGGGUUUCAGCUAUGGGGUAGGCCAAGUCAACGCCACCACCCAGGGCUCGGUCUAUGUGUGGACGUUUCUGCAGGCCUUUCUUGCCGCCAAGCCUGAGCUAGCCAAGUCGCAGUUUGGCCUCUUCACUGAGAGCUAUGGCGGACAUUACGGGCCGGACAUUGUCCGCUUUAUCCAGCAGCAAAACAAGGUCGUAGACCAAAACGUUUCCAACGCAGUCAAGAUCGACAUUAUCGCCUUAGGAAUCAACAAUGGCUGGGUCGACCCCAAGCUCCAGUUUCCUGCGUACCUCGAUUUUGGACUCACCAACAACUACAGGCAACUUGUGAAUCAGUCACAGUAUUCAACUGGAAUCACUCUAUACCAACAACGAUGCGUUCCGGCGUUGCAAAACUGCACCGUGACCACAGGAACAGCGGAAGAUUGCAACCAUGCCCAUAACACCUGUUACGAUGCGUUGGGUCUCUUUACCGUGGAGCUCCAGCGAUUCGACCUGUACGACGUCAGAAGGGUCGACACAUGGACCGGGAUCCCAGGAACAGAUAUGUACCAUGAGUAUCUGGCGAGGUCUGACGUGAAGGAUGCCAUUGGCGCUCAGCGCGACUAUACCGAGUGUUCCGACGUCGCCUGGGGGCUGUUUGACAGUACCGGAGACCCAUCGAGAUCCUUCCUCGGUGAGCUGAGCGAGGUUGUCCAGUCAGGUGUGAGAGUGCUGUUGUGGGCCGGGGAUGCCGAUUAUCUUUGCAACUGGAUGGGCAAUCUUGCUGUUGCGAACGCGAUUGACUAUUCUGGGCAGCUUGACUUUGUCAAGAGAGGCAUGAGCGCCUAUCAAGUCAACGGAACAUCUUUCGGCGAGUUCAAGACGGUCGAGAACUUGAGCUGGCUUCGAGUGUAUAGUGCGGGGCAUCUUGUAUCCUCGGAUCAACCCCGAGCCGCACUGCAGGCAUUCCGCCAGACCAUGGAAAACAGACCACUGGAAGCAACUUGA
Messenger RNA from Podospora pseudopauciseta, 3040 nucleotides. RefSeq lists its product as uncharacterized. Gene Ontology annotation, molecular function: serine-type carboxypeptidase activity. NCBI's taxonomy places the organism in Eukaryota, Fungi, Ascomycota, Sordariomycetes, Sordariales, Podosporaceae. The record is from RefSeq and is a predicted model, not a curated record. Gene Ontology annotation, cellular component: fungal-type vacuole. The transcript has 7 exons. Gene Ontology annotation, biological process: proteolysis. The coding region runs from base 1490 to 3040 and encodes 516 amino acids.